Messenger RNA from Gossypium raimondii (Peruvian cotton), 3226 nucleotides. RefSeq names its product receptor-like protein EIX2. Bases 37 to 3099 code for a protein of 1020 amino acids. Gene Ontology annotation, molecular function: protein binding. The record is from RefSeq and is a predicted model, not a curated record. NCBI's taxonomy places the organism in Eukaryota, Viridiplantae, Streptophyta, Magnoliopsida, Malvales, Malvaceae. The transcript has a single exon.
UACAUUCUGGGCUGGGAACUUUUUGUUUUAUGAACCAUGAUCAUGGCUGGUUCCAUGAGAGUUGUUGUGACAUCCAUUUUCUUAGCUCUCCUCAUCGAAACAUCUACGUUCGAAUACGUUUGCGCUGCGAACCGGAAUGUGAGUUGCCAUGAAGUUGAGAGACAAGCUCUGUUGAAACUCAAGCAAGAUCUUAUAGAUCCUUCAGGUCGACUUGCCUCUUGGGGCAAUAACCUCAACUGUUGCAAUUGGAGUGGAGUUAUUUGUGAUAACUUAACUGGCGAUGUUAUUCAGCUUCGCCUGCGGAAUCCUUUAGAUCCCUACAACGGAUUUUAUAUUCCAAGUGAGGCUUACGCAAAGAUGUGGUUUUCAGGCAAGAUCAAUCCUUCUUUGUUGGAUUUAAAGCAUUUGAGGUACUUGGAUUUAAGUGGCAGUAAUUUUGGAGGAAUACAAAUUCCCGAGUUCCUUGGUUCCGUGCACACGCUAAGAUAUCUGAAUCUAUCUGCAGCAGGAUUUGGGGGAUUGGUUCCACCCCAACUUGGAAAUCUGACAAAUCUGCAUGUUCUUGAUCUCCAUGAUUUUUCAUCACUUGUGUAUGCUGAAAACCUUCAAUGGCUUUCCCAUCUUGUGAAGCUGAAACACCUUGAUCUUAGCAGUGUAGAUCUCAGCAAAGCCUCAGACUGGUUUCAAGUGACAAAUACACUCCCUUCUUUAGUAGAGAUUCACUUAUCAGGUUGCCAACUUCAUCGUCUUCCUCUACAAGCUGAUGUUAAUUUCUCAUCUCUCUCCAUACUUGAUCUCUCUUCCAAUUCCUUUAGUAACCCUUUGAUUCCUGGGUGGUUUUUUAAGCUCAACUCUUUGGUAUCCCUUGAUCUCAGCCAUAACAAUUUCCAAGGCCAACUCCCCCACGGUCUCCGAAACUUGAGCUCUCUUAGAUACCUCAAUCUAUAUUGGAACAAUUUUAACUCUUCAAUACCCUCUUGGCUUUAUGGUUUUACGAGUCUUGAAUUCCUAAACCUUGGGUCCAAUUAUUUCCAUGGUUCCAUCUCAAAUGGCUUUCAGAACUUAACCUCUCUCACUACACUUGACCUGUCGGACAAUGAACUUACAGGGGAUGUUCCAAACUCCAUGGGAAGUCUUUGCAGUUUGAAGAAGAUCAAACUCUCAGGUCUCCAUUUGAGUCGAGACUUAUCAGAAAUCUUACAAGCUUUAUCAUCACCAGGAUGCCUGUUAAACAGAUUAGAGUCUUUAUAUCUGGAUAGUUGUGAAAUUUUUGGCCAUUUGACUGAUCGGCUUCUACUAUUCAAAAACCUGGCAGACCUUUCCCUAUCCAGGAACUCAAUUUCUGGUUCAAUACCAGUUUCACUAGGAUUACUUGCAUCAUUGAGGACAUUGGACCUAUCUCAAAAUCGAGUGAAUGGGACUUUACCUGAAUCAAUAGGACAACUUUGGAAAAUGGAAAAACUAUGGCUGAGUCACAAUAUGUUAGAAGGUGUGGUUUCUGAAGUUCACUUUGCUAAUCUCACCAGGUUGCGCUUAUUUCAAGCAUCUGGAAAUCCUUUAGUUUUGGAAGCAAGUCCUGAAUGGGUUCCCCCAUUUCAACUCGGGGUAAUGGCUUUGUCAUCAUGGCAUUUAGGUCCGAAAUUCCCCUCCUGGCUUAGAUCCCAAAGGGAUUUUGUUUAUUUGGAUAUUUCUGUUACAGGAAUCAUAGAUACCAUUCCCAACUGGUUUUGGAAUUUGUCAACCAUAUAUUUUUCCUUGAAUCUUUCUCACAAUCAAAUCUAUGGGGAACUUCCUCAUCGCAUUGGAACUUCUCCUGUUGCUGAUCUUGUAUAUGUGGAUCUUAGUUUCAAUCACUUUGAUGGUCCUUUACCUUGUUUAUCCUCCAAGGUAAACACACUAGAUCUUUCAAAUAACUUGUUUUCCGGACCUAUUUCUAACCUGUUGUGUUCCAAAAUGGAGGAACCCUACUGGUUGGAAAUUCUUCACUUGGCAGACAAUCAUCUAUCAGGAGAAAUUCCUGAUUGCUGGAUGAAUUGGCCAAACUUGGUUUCGGUAGAUUUGGAAAACAAUAGUCUAUCUGGUGUUAUUCCAAGCUCCAUGGGAUCAUUGAACCUUCUUCAGUCGUUGCACCUCCGCAAGAACAACCUUUCCGGAGUUUUGCCCUCAUCACUGCAGAAUUGCACCAGUUUAUUAGCUAUUGACCUCGGUGAAAACCAUUUUGUGGGAAAUAUUCCUGGUUGGAUUGGUGAGAAACUCUCAGAUUCCAUUCUCAUCAGCCUUGGUUCAAAUAGGUUUCAAGGUCAGAUUCCUGAUAAUUUGUGUUCUUUGAGUUACUUGACAAUCUUGGACCUCGCACACAACAAUCUCUCAGGGACAAUACCAAAAUGUUUCAUGAACUUGAGCGCCAUGGCAGCAAAUCAGAACUCAAGUAACCCAAUUUCUUAUGCUUUUGGUCAUUUUGGGACCUCCUUGGAAACCCUGUUACUGAUGAUCAAAGGAAUAUUGCUUGAAUACAGUAGCACUCUUCAACUAGUAACAAGCAUGGACCUUUCAGACAAUAACUUAGCUGGUGAGAUCCCAGCAGGGAUGACUGAUCUUUUGGGCUUGCGGUUCUUGAACUUAUCGAACAACCAUUUGACAGGAAGAAUUCCCAAGAACAUAGGCAAUAUGAGGUUGCUAGAAUCUAUUGACUUAUCAAGGAACCAACUUAGAGGUGAGAUCCCUCCAAGCAUGUCAGCUUUAACAUUCUUGGGUUACUUGAACUUGUCAGAAAACAACCUGACUGGAAAAAUUCCUUCAAGCACUCAACUCCAAAGCUUCGACAUUUCCAGCUAUGACGGGAAUCAUCUAUGCGGGCCUCCAUUGUUGGAGAUUUGCAGCACAGAUGCCACAACAUCCGGUGACCAUAAUAAUAACGAGAAUAAUGAAGGUGAUGGAUUGGAAGUGGAUUGGUUAUGGUUUUAUGCAAGCAUGGCUUUUGGAUUUGUUGUGGGAUUUUGGGUUGUGAUGGGUCCUUUGUUGUUCAAUAAGUCAUGGCGAUUUCGUUAUUUUCGCAUACUGGAAAGAUUGGAAUACAAGAUCAGGAAUGGUCAUCACUAGAUGCAACCAUUUUCCUUUUCUAAACAUAGAAUAUGAGGAUUAUUAGGCAUUUUCUCUUGCCUUCUUCAUGUCUACUCUUUCUAAACACUGGAUUUCAUUCAUAUUUGAGUUUCAGUUCAUUUAUUUC